This is a messenger RNA of Vigna radiata var. radiata (mung bean), 1414 nucleotides long. RefSeq lists its product as uncharacterized. Lineage: Eukaryota; Viridiplantae; Streptophyta; Magnoliopsida; Fabales; Fabaceae. The transcript has a single exon. The record is from RefSeq and is a predicted model, not a curated record. The coding region runs from base 422 to 1204 and encodes 260 amino acids.
CAUAACCCGUGAGCUCUGUAUCAUCAAUAAUACUAUUCAUGCACAAUUUAAAUAUUCAACCAACAAUAUUUUCCAAAAACAAUAUCAAGCUUUCAAAUUUGGACUUCAACUCUUCUCAUUGGGGGAUUCCCUUCUCGAAGUACCCACGAAAAAGUCCCCAGUCUACGUGUUCUUCAUUCUCCACCAACGAACAACCACGUGCGACGUGUGAUAACACUUAAAAAGAAAAUUAUUCAAAGUUGAAAUUCAAAAGACCACAUACAAUUCCAAUACCCUCCACCUCAUACCCUGCAUAUAUAAACCCAAUCAUCCACCUUCCCACCCUUCAACCAAACAUCUGCAUCUCAUUAAACCUUCUCUAUAACCGUCGUUUCGCUUUUCUUACCAAAACUCAAAACGCAAACGCAUCACACUCACUAAAAUGCAAGCCGUUUCAAGCUCACUUACGCCCUCCGUGUUUAGGGAUUCUUCUCACGAGUUCGCCGAGUCUUCUGGAAAGUUCGAACAUGAUUUCAUUGCAAAACUCAAAAUCCACGAACAUAAAAACGAACAAGAGCACAACGAAGGUGAGGUAGAACGACAAAACGAUGACGAAGAAGAGGACGAGGAGGAAUUUAGCUUCAUGCUUGUGAAUUCCGACGGAUCGCCGAUCUCCGCCGACGACGCCUUCGACAACGGCCAGAUUCGUCCGUUGUUUCCUAUUUUCAACCAGGAUCUUCUCUUCUCCGAGGAUUACGAUGGCGGCGUCCACCCUCCGCUCACUCUAUUCGUCGAACAUCAGGAAGAGUCGCUAUCGCCGUCGCCUUCGGCGACGGACAAACUUACGGCGGCUCCACCGCCGGAGGGAUCGUACUGCGAAUGGAAUCCAAAGUCUGCGGUGAAGAGCAACUCCACAGGAUUCUCGAAGCUGUGGAGAUUCCGCGACGUGAAACUGCGAAGCAACAGCGACGGGAAGGACACGUUCGUGUUCUUGAACCACGCGCCGGCGGCGAAGCCAGCGGAGAAGGCGAGAAACGUGGUGGUGAAGAAGGUUGAGGUGAAGAAGGGGAAAACGACAGCGUCGUCUGCGCACGAGAAACAUUAUGUGAUGAACAGAGCAAGGAAAGAGAACGAUAAACGCAAGUCCUACUUACCGUACCGCCAAGAUCUGUUCGGGUUCUUCGCCAAUUCCCACGGAUUGAGCAGGAAUGUUCAUCCUUACUGAGAAUCAUUUUUUUCUCUUCUCAUUGAUUCAAAAAAUUUAUUGAUUUGUACGUAAAUAAUUGUUUGAAGUUCUCCAACCUAACUAGGAAAUUAAUUAUCUCUUGCUAUAGUGUAAUUAUAAUUUAAUUAAUAUUCUAGAGUUUAAUUUUGUUGACUUAUUAUAUGUUUUUUGUGGAAAGAGAUAACCAGAGAAUUACAACCAGCGAUAUUA